AUGGUGAUGCUCACCGAAACCUACGUCUCGAACCCGACCAUCCGUACCGACCCUCCGGUCGCCUCGUUCGUCGACGAUAUCGACGACGAUGCGACCCCGACCUCUGACCGCCAUCCGGACACCUUUGACUCUUCUGCCGCCGCUGCUGCUGCUGGUGGUGGCGCCGCAGCCUCGCCUUCGUCCGCGUGCAAACCGGACGUCCCCAAGCGCAGCCAGGAUCGCCCGCGUCCUGCCCCCGUGAACGACGGCCCGAAGUCUUCGCCUGCGACGCAGCCUCCGCGCUCGAACGUCUCCGAAUACGUGUCCAGGUCUAUUGGAACCGUCCGUCACAAGCUCAAGCCCAUCACCGCCUCCAACAUGCCUAACCCUCACUACGAUUUCCUCAUCAAGCUGCUCCUCAUCGGCGACUCCGGUGUCGGCAAGUCGUGCCUGCUGCUGCGAUUCUGCGACGAUGCGUGGACGCCCUCCUUCAUCACGACGAUCGGCAUCGACUUCAAGAUCCGCACGAUAGAGCUCGACGGCAAGCGGAUCAAGCUGCAGAUCUGGGACACGGCGGGCCAGGAGCGCUUCCGCACGAUUACGACGGCCUACUACCGCGGCGCCAUGGGCAUCCUGCUCGUGUUUGACGUGACCGACGAAAAGAGCUUCCAGAACGUGCGCACCUGGCACUCGAACAUCGAGCAGCACGCGUCCGAGGGCGUGUCCAAGAUCCUCGUCGGCAACAAGUCGGACUGGGAGGAGAAGCGCGCCGUCACCACCGAGCAGGGCGAGGAGCUGGCCCGCGAGCUCGGCAUCCCCUACAUCGAGACGAGCGCCAAGAGCAACGCCAACGUCGAAGAGGCCUUUUUCAACCUCGCCCGCGAGGUCAAGGCCCGCCUGAUCGACACGGCCGCCGCCUCGGCACCAUCGUCGGGCGCCGGCCUCGGAGACGGCGGUGCGGCCGGCAACGUCAACGUCGCCGGCGGCGGAAACCGCACUGGUCAGGCGGGCGGCUGCUGCUCUUAG
This is a messenger RNA of Pseudozyma flocculosa PF-1, 1005 nucleotides long. RefSeq lists its product as uncharacterized. Gene Ontology annotation, biological process: protein secretion; regulation of exocytosis; protein localization to plasma membrane. Gene Ontology annotation, cellular component: endosome; plasma membrane. The transcript has 2 exons. Bases 1 to 1005 code for a protein of 334 amino acids. The record is from RefSeq and is a predicted model, not a curated record. Lineage: Eukaryota; Fungi; Basidiomycota; Ustilaginomycetes; Ustilaginales; Ustilaginaceae. Gene Ontology annotation, molecular function: GTPase activity; GTP binding.